UUAUCAAGUUAUCAUCUUCUACUUGCAGCCAAUAACAUGAUCUUAGAGAAUCAUAGAGUUCUACUAGUCAUUUUGGGGUUUCUGGUUGUCUGCAAGAGCCAGGCCAACGUUCAUUAUUAUGAUUUCGUUCUGAAGGAAAAGAAUUUCACAAAGUUGUGCAGCACGAAAAGCAUACUGACUGUAAAUGAUAGUUUUCCAGGGCCAACCAUUCGUGUUCAGAAAGGAGAUACAGCUUUCGUUACUGUCCACAAUCAAGGAAGAUAUGGGGUCACUAUUCACUGGUUACUUCUCCCUCUCUGUCUCUCUUUUCUAUCAUUUGGCUUCCUCCCUCUAUUUGUGUAUGUGCCAAAGUCAAUGGAUUGAGUCUAAUGG
Messenger RNA from Cajanus cajan (pigeon pea), 372 nucleotides. Lineage: Eukaryota; Viridiplantae; Streptophyta; Magnoliopsida; Fabales; Fabaceae. The record is from RefSeq and is a predicted model, not a curated record.